AUGGGGCCAUCUAGACACACUCGCACGGCGGCAGCGGCUGCUGCUGCUGGAUCCUCAUCCAGUCGCAAAGACGAGCCUGCUUCCUCUUCAUCUUCUGCUCUCACUUCGACAGAGCCAGCUCCAAAGACACCGACACGACCCUCUCCCUAUGCGAGGACGCCGACCAAGGCACCGACAUCCUCUGCACUUACUCUCGGCCCCCGCACGCCAACAUCGCGGACAAGCUCGCCCAUGAUGCUGCGCGAGAUCUUCUCCAUGAUCAGUCCCUUCCGCGGCUUCAGCAGGGCCCGGCGUUCGGCUGCUUUCGGAGGAGGUGGUGACGAGGUGGACAUGGACCAAGAGCCACCCGCCGGCACCCCUCUCCGACAAGAGUCGAAGCUUGAUCAAGUUGAAGAGGAUGACGAUACAGACGACCGCAUGAUCGAGGAUGCCGAGGAGGGCUUCUCUGCAUCUGCUGUCCAGCCAGCCUCGUCCAAUACGCAGAGCAGUCAGCGCAGCGCACGCUCAGAAGUACCACCAUCGCCAAGUCGCUCCUCACGCUCCUCAUUGGCCGCACCGCCAAAGACGCUUCCCUUGGCCAACGAUGCUUUCGUCACGCCCGGCCUGCGUCGACAAUUCAACAACGCACAGCCCGAAGUCAUGUCAUCCACGCCCUUGCCAACGACAUCUUAUGCGCCACCAACACAGACCAGCCCCGUGUCUCGCAAUUAUGACCUGCUGGCCCGCUUCUUCGCCGAAAAGCAGCGCGGCGGUCAAGGCGGGCUCACAGAGGUCGAAGUCGAAGGCUGCAUUCGUUUGAUCGAGGAGAGCAUGGCAGAUGGGCGAAACCUCGAAUCUGAGUUCGCUGGUACCUCCAAUCAAGGUCGAGGAUAUGCGCAAGUGCAAAGGACCGGCUUUGCGCCAUCCUCUCGAGCCAGCAGCAUCGCACCGCCCGCUUUUCCAUACUCGCAGAGCACAAACACUCUUUUCCACCCGGGCACGAACAAGAUGAACGCCUCUUCGAGCGCAUACUCGUUCCUUGCUCCCCGUGCCCCCGCCUCGCAACUCGGCUUCGCUGGAGCAUCGACGUCUGCUCGCAGCAGGCGACCUAUCUACGUCGGUCCAGGCAUGAGCAGCCUUUCGCUGAGGAGUCGACGACCCGUCGUGGCCAGCGCAUCGCGCGCAGCAGAGAUGGCCAAGUCGCAAGCCGCCGGAGGGAUGCCCAGAUCGAGCACGGAUCCCAAUCUCGCAGGGCUCGCCAGACAUGUGGACGACACGCAGGACGCAUCGGCUCGCAACGAAGAGGCCAAGCGCCGUCGUACCGCCGUCGAUGUUGAGAAGAGCUUUUCUUCCAGUCGCGGAUUGAGUUCUUCUCAGACGGUGCAAUUCGCGCCAGCAUACGAGAAAGAGGCUCGUCAAAGCAGUCUCCUCGCAAGAGACAUCGCGGCCUCGUCAUCGGCCACCAGUGCGUCAACAUCGCCGUUGAAGCGCGCCGCUCCAUCGAUCGAGGCUACCGCCGCUUCCUCCGUCAAGACGAGCCCGCCGAAGGUACCUACACGCACGGCCAGCGCCAUUCAAGACAUCCUCAAGACGACACCACCGGUGCGUGCUCCCACCAAGCCAGAGCUCAUCAACCCAUAUCAGUCGUCUGCACCCGUGGCUGCAAAGAGCAAGCCAAGCGCUGAGGCUGGUGCAGCCACAGCAGCGCCGGUGCGUCGCUCCGCUCGCACAACGAUGCUUACGCGUGCCAAGGCGAGAGAAACGGCCAAGGCAUCGGAGAAGCACAGUCCUCCCAAGGAAUCGGUGCUCGACCUGAUCGAGCGCACGGCGCCCAAGACGAUCAGCAAGAGGAAGGCACCGGCCGAGGACCCACAGCCUGAGCCUCACCGCAACGGGAAGAAUAGUGCGCCAGAGCCCGUCGCAAAUCCGGCCGCCGAGCAGCCGUCAGAGCAGGAACGCAAGCUGCAAAAGACAGAAGAGGUGCAGCGCCGACUGGAAGCGCUCACCAAGGCCAAGACUCAGCAGCAGGACAAGCAGGAACCGCAGAGCAGCGCACCCAAGCCAGCUCCCGUCGAGAACAAAGCCGCCAAGGUCUCCGCCAACCUGCUGCCACCGCAGUACACGGCCACCAAGCCCAAGAAGCCUUCGCCGCUGUCGGCUGCUUUCCAAGCGCCCGACUCGCCCAGCUCCGACUCGGAGGUGGCUGCGCCCGCUCCGUCGCGCGGGCCUGCUGUUGCUCAGCCCAACUUCAACUUUGGCGCUAGCGCAGCGAAGACGUCAGCGCCGUCGUCAGGGUUCUCGUUCAGCACAAGCAAGCCUGGCGCCAGCUCGGCGCCUUCGACAGUUGCAGCGCCGUCCGGUGGGUUUUCCUUCUUGAAGCCGACUGCACCGGCGGCGACGUCGGCGCCAGCAACGUCAGCUGCACCGGCACCCUCGACAUCGUUCUCCUUCAGCCCAGUCUCGGCCGCCCCUGCGCCACAGCAGAAGCCAGCCGCGACCAGCGCUCCUAAGACGAGCGGAUUCAGCUUCACUUCUCACUCAUCGACCACAUCGACUCCCGCGCCACCGGCCAACAAGAGCACCGAACCAAGCUCGAUCCGCGAUCAAGUGCUCGCUGAAGACGUUUCGAAGCUGCCCUCGUUCGACUGGCAGGUGGCUGCUGUGACGGCUUCGAGCAGCGAGAGUGCGAGUCAAGCGCUGCGCGACGAGAUCCGGUCGGUGGCCGAGUCGGCGUUGCCCAAGUUCGACUUUGUGUACGAGAUCGAGACGUCCGCUGGCGCGGACGGAAAGGGGGACAGUGUUCCGCUCAAGGCGGCUGCACCGAGCAGCGGUGGGUUCAGCUUUUCCGCACCAGCUGCGGCGGCCGUACCCGCUGCCACCACCGCCGCUGACGAUGACACAACCGAAGCCACGGACGACGCCUCCACCUCCCAACCUUCCGGCCUGCUCGGCGAGGGCGAAGGCGAACAGUCUGAAUCGACCCUGCUCGAAGUUCGCGCCAAGAUCUGGCGUCUCGACCUCCCCACCAAAUCCUGGAAGGACCUCGGCAUCUGCAUCGCCAAGAUCAAACACGAUGCCACGACGGACAAGCACCGGCUGCUAGCGAGGAACGAGGCCAACGGCAAAGUCGUGGUUAACUUCAGGACGUAUAAGGGGUUGAAGUGUACACAGGAGAAGACGGUGAAUAGCUUUUUGGGGUUCGAUGGGCAGGAGCCCAUGCAGGUGAGGUUGAAGGUCAAGACGGAGGAUAUGGCGGGGGAGUUCAAGGAGAUGCUCGAGACGGCGGCGAGCAAGUCCUGA
Molecule: messenger RNA, 3279 nt
Organism: Kalmanozyma brasiliensis GHG001
Lineage: Eukaryota; Fungi; Basidiomycota; Ustilaginomycetes; Ustilaginales
Product: Ran binding domain protein
Exons: 1
Coding region: 1-3279 (1092 amino acids)
Biological process (GO): intracellular transport
Source: RefSeq, a predicted model, not a curated record